GCUUACACAAUGUUAAUACGCAGCUGCUUGACUGUGAAAAGAGUUGUUUUCAGACUAACUCUUCUGACCUCAGUAGAUAAGGAUCGACCUUCAGGAGAGAAAGAGAUAGAUAGUGUAUUUUAAAGUGUGAACUUGCUGCUGCUUAUAAGGUGUUUUUUUUAAUAGAUUUUGUUUUCAGGCUGAUUGGUGCAUGCAGAUCAAGGAACGUUAGAGACUCCAGGCCUUGAAGACUUGUGUUCCGUUACCUUUAUAUUCUGAUCUUUUUCUUUGGAUGUGUCAGUAUUAAUCCCAGCCUGUUAAGAGACUUGCCUCAGCCCUUUGGAUAACUCUGCCAGAUGCGACUUUCUUCCCGGACUGAACUGAGCUGGACAGGCAGCAUGCACAACAGCACUGCUGAAACUCCGCUGAUGGCUGAAACGUGGAAUGAGACUCGGUCCACGCAGUCACCGGGCUCUGAGUUUUCCCUGGGCGUGUUGGUGCUGCUGGCUUUCCUCAUGGUGUUGCUGGCUUUGGUGACCAUCCUUGGAAAUGCCCUGGUGAUCCUGGCUUUCAUCAUGGACAGAAACCUCAGGCAUCGCAGUAACUAUUACUUUCUCAAUCUUGCUCUUUCUGACUUUGCAGUAGGUGUGUUCUGCAUGCCUCUCUACAUCCCUUACAGCCUGACAGGGAAAUGGCACUUGGGAAGAGGCAUCUGCAAGCUCUGGCUAGUUAUGGACUAUCUUCUGUGCACAGCUUCAGUAUUUAGCAUUGUUCUUAUCAGCUAUGAUCGUUUUCUGUCAGUUACUAAAGCUGUAUCUUACAGAGCCCAGCAGGGAAUAACAUCCAACCCUGUCAUCAAGAUGGUGGCCAUCUGGGUCUCUGCGUUUCUCCUCUACUGCCCAGCAAUCCUCUUCUGGGAGCACGUGGCUGGACACAGCGUGGUACCAGUGGACCAGUGCUAUGCCGAGUUCUUCAGCAACUGGCUCUUCCUCCUGUGUGCGUCCACCCUGGAGUUCUUUGUGCCGCUGCUCUUGGUGACCUACUUCAACGUGCACAUCUUCCACAACAUCCAGAGGCGCCAGCGGGGCGGCAGCACCCAGGGCUGCGAGCGCUCAAGGACCAGUAGCCUGUCCUGGAGAUCCUGCCUUGUGCCAAGUCCAGGAGCAUCUUCUCCCCCACUGGAAGCAGAGGACAGUAUUUCUUCAUUAACAAGGCCACAGAGACCAGCAGUGGAGUCUACCUGUUCAUCUCCAACACAAAACAGCUCCAGCUCUAAAAAAUUAUUUUUUGUUUCUUUUUGCUCAAGGUCUGGCUCAAAACUGCAGCAGGACAAGAGAAUAGCAAAGUCGCUUGCUAUAAUUGUGUGUGUGUUUGCCAUUUGCUGGGCCCCAUACACUUUACUAAUGAUCAUUCGUGGGGCCUGCCAAAGAGAGUGCAUCCAUAAGUCCCUGUAUGAAAUAACCUUUUGGCUUUUGUGGCUCAAUUCCUCUCUGAAUCCGUUUCUCUACCCUCUCUGUCAUAUUAAAUUUCGAAUGGCUUUCAUGAAAAUACUAUGUCCCAAAAAGUUUGCAACAUUGAGAUCAGGUUACUUUUAGAUUGAAAACAAAAAAGAAAGGUUCAAGAGAAGCUGAAUGAGGAAUGUGAUUCAGUUACACAACGCUGGAAUUACCAGGUACUAGAUUUCUUAUGAAAUAAACAGGUGUAGCUCCUUACAUCAUAGAGUGGUGUGCAUUGGAAAGGACCUUAAAGAUCAUCUCAUUCCAACCCCCUGCCACAGGCAGGGACACCUUCCACUAGACAAGGUUGCUCAAAGCCCCAUCCAACCUGGCCUUGAACACUGCCAGGGAUGGGGCAGCCACAGCUUCUCUGGGCAACCUGUGCCAGUGCCUCACCACCCGCAC
Messenger RNA from Pezoporus occidentalis (night parrot), 1880 nucleotides. Its product is annotated as histamine H3 receptor-like. Gene Ontology annotation, biological process: G protein-coupled receptor signaling pathway, coupled to cyclic nucleotide second messenger; chemical synaptic transmission; adenylate cyclase-inhibiting G protein-coupled acetylcholine receptor signaling pathway. Lineage: Eukaryota; Metazoa; Chordata; Aves; Psittaciformes; Psittacidae. The record is from RefSeq and is a predicted model, not a curated record. Gene Ontology annotation, cellular component: dendrite; plasma membrane; synapse. Gene Ontology annotation, molecular function: G protein-coupled serotonin receptor activity; histamine receptor activity; G protein-coupled acetylcholine receptor activity.